This is a messenger RNA of Cyclocybe aegerita, 927 nucleotides long. The record is from the annotation of a GenBank genome assembly. Lineage: Eukaryota; Fungi; Basidiomycota; Agaricomycetes; Agaricales; Hemipholiotaceae.
AUGAUGUUUCGGUCUUCGGGGAAGGCCCAGACGGGCGACUUGAAGAUCGAUUCGAAGAAGCAACAAGGCUCCAGUGAAGUUGGUAAUCGGGCGAGUAAGGUGGCUGAGAACUUUCCAAAAUAUGUUUCUACCCCCUGCACUGUGAUCUUGUGCUACCUUGAUCCUCUACCACCACCAUCUCUGGCCUUCAAUAUGGGUAGAACUAAGAAGAACCCAAAGAAGAGAGCACUUUCCACAUCAAUGUCUGAAGAUGCCAGUCCACCUAAGAUCAAAGCCAGUAAUCAAGAUGAUGCUAAGAGCUCUAGACGUUCUAAGAAGGUUAGAACUAAGAAACCUGGUCCUCCUCAACAGCCAACCCGCAAGAAGCCAGGCCGUCCAUCAAAGAAGGGCCAGGCAAUCAGAACUGAUCCACUUCCUGAUCAAGAUACUGUCAUGUCUUCCCAAUUUCUUCAGCCUCUCACACCUCCCCAGAAGGCCAACAAGAAGGAUCCAAAUGCUAACGAGUACACUCCACGUACUGCGCAGGCUGUCCGGUUCAGCAUGCAAAUACCUAUCUGGCAGAUUGAAGUGUCUCAUAUACCAAAGAAACAGCCACGUCACGGAACCACAGAGUCACCAGAUAUGAGGCCACUGAAUAGGCUCACCCGGUUAGAGAAGGAUGGAUGGACAUGUCUUGGAACAACACCUACAGCAAAUGUGUACAGGCUGUUCCAGGAUUUUGAGAAUGACUACUCACCUCAGGAGUACAAGAUCUCCAGUGGUCUCAUCUCUAUGCAGUUCUUUGGUCAUCCUUGUGAUCGGCCUAAGGACAUACGUGCUCGCUCCUUUCUUCUUGAAUGGGCAACUCAGGAUCGCAAAGUUCCAUCAAAGUACAAGGAUAAAUCUCGACCUGUUUUCCGUGUUGAGUAUCAAUGUCUUGGAAGUUGA